Messenger RNA from Cryptomeria japonica (Japanese cedar), 1506 nucleotides. RefSeq names its product protein LPA3. The record is from RefSeq and is a predicted model, not a curated record. NCBI's taxonomy places the organism in Eukaryota, Viridiplantae, Streptophyta, Pinopsida, Cupressales, Cupressaceae. The coding region runs from base 75 to 1256 and encodes 393 amino acids. The transcript has 12 exons.
AUCCGUAUGAAAGCAAUGGUGUCUCAAGUGAGCGCAGGCCUCCAGAGCUCUGUAUGGUGUGAGCAGCAGCAGUAAUGUCUCUCUCAUCCGCCCUUGCAUUUGCUUCGCCAAACAUAACAAGGCCAAAUGCAUAUGCAUAUGCACUCACCUCGCAGCAUCCCUGUCUAUCAUCUCCUGACAAAAGGUCGUUUCAAGGGAUAAAAUCAAAUAGAAGUUGGGGAAUGAGGCAAAAAUCGUCAUCAUCAUCAUCAUCAAGGAUUGGAAGCAGUAUACAGGAAGCGUCAGAGAAAGACCCAAAAGCGGGAAUUCCUUUAUACAAACCCAAAUCUUAUGGCGAACUAAUUUCUGAUGCAGCCAAAGCGCUCCUUCAUGCUCUCGACGAUGGCAAAACACGCCUUGAAAUAGAAUUCCCUCCCCUGCCAGCCAGUAUUUCUUCGUAUAAGGGAUCCUCAGAUGAAUUUAUUGAUGCUAACAUCCAGCUUGUAUUAGCCUUGGUUAGAAAGUUGAAUGAAGCAAGAGGAAUUGCAUCUUGCAUAGUGUUUCCUGAUAAGCCAGAAAAACGCCGGGCUUCUCGAGGGUUUCAGACAGCCCUUGAACUUAUUAAUGGAGUAAGUCUUGGAAGCUUGGAUGAUGUUCAAGGUGGAGCAAUGAAUAAUUUAUUUAGCUCCAUAAGGAAUGCAUUAGAUUUUGAUUUUGAGGAGGGCAAUGAAGGUAAAUGGGAAUCAACUGAGGCACCAUCCUUGUUUAUUUUUAUAAAUUGUAGCACUCGCGAGUUGUCUGAAGUUGAAAAAAUUGUCUACUACAUGCAGGAAACAUUUGCAGCAGCCACCCCAGCUCUUCUUUUUAACUUGGAGCUUGAUACAUUAAGGUCUGACUUGGGUCUUUUUGGAUUUCCUACAAAGGAUGUUCAUUACCGAUUUCUUUCCCAGUUUUUACCUGUUUACUAUAUUCGAACUCGAGACUAUUCGAAGACUGUAGCAGUUGCCCCAUUUAUUUUAAAUUAUAGUGGAGCUCUUUUCCGUCAGUAUCCAGGUCCUUGGCAGGUUAUGCUAAAACAAAAUGAUGGUUCUUAUGCAUGUGUAGCUGAAAGCUUCAAAAGAUUUACCUUGGGACAAACUAAAGAAGAGCUCUUAAGAGUCCUUGGACUACAAGAAGAAGAAGGAAGCUCUCUAGAAUUUCUAAGAAGAGGUUAUAAGACAUCUACUUGGUGGGAGGAGGAUGUUGAUUUAGAGUAUUCUGCAGCUUGGAGGAGCUAAAAUUGUAUAUUUUCUUUAUUGAGUUUAGUUAAUGAUUAUUGUUAUUUAAUUUUGCUAAGAUACAUGUUUCGAAACAAAUGAUGAAUUUUGUGUAUGAUUAUUGCAAUAGUCCACCAAGGUUUGUUUUGCUUGGUCUUAUUCCUUUUUCUCUUUUGGGGGCUAUGAUGUAAAUCUUGGGUUCUAAGAAUUAUACGUUUAUGGACAAGUUGAGUGGUGAUAAUAAAAGGUGAUAUAUCUAUCUAUAUGUAUA